Messenger RNA from Vitrella brassicaformis, 3739 nucleotides. Lineage: Eukaryota; Vitrellaceae. The record is from the annotation of a GenBank genome assembly.
AUGGUCAGGUACGCAAGCCCCGUAGAACGCAUCUGAAAACUAUUGUCUGAAAAUGAACCGACUCCUGUGACAAGGUCCGACGAGCCUGCCUUUGGGGGUUCUGUGGACUCUGCGACGGUCGAAAUGUUCCUGUAUGGUCGAAAUUUGGAGGACGCUCGUAUUUGGAAACUGUAUAGCGCGGGGAAGGCGAAAGACACGUUUCUGAAGGAGCUAGAAGCUGGCCUUCUGAAUACUCUGGUUCCAAGAGCUAAGGCUCCAGCAGGUAGACUGCUGCUGUACAUAACCUAGUAUGGUUCUCGUCGACAUUUAUGCAGGCCGAAGGCUGGUCAUGUUGGAUGACGCCCUUGAUUGGUUUGGCCGCAAUAAGAAAAUAUUCAAUGUCGUGGCAGGUAUUAAUCGAAUCCACACAUUCAUCCCACGCGCACACGUGUAUGCGCGGCAUAUUGCAAUAGACAUGAAUUUUUUCUCCUUUUCUCUUUGUGUCUCGCCAAGGGGAGUAUGUCGAGAAACAAUUCGCAAGCGUCAUGAACGACUUGAAGAAGCCCUUCGAUGCAGCCACCGAACUGCUGAAAUGGCAAUCACUGGACAAAUUCUUCGACGACGCAGAAAAGAUGACGGACUCGCUCAACAAUCCAACCUUGCAAAAGGCAAAAGAGAUAUUAGUCAAUUUCGAAGGUCUCCACAAAGACCUGGGCGACGUGAUCGAGAACCAGCUCUAUCAAGGGAAAAUGGCUCAGAAGCUAUUAAAUGGACUUCAGGAGAUUGCUAAUACCUUCCAGGACGGAUUGACGGAUGCAGAAGGCAUCUUGAAUCACGUCAAAGCUAAGCUGGUUGAGUAUGCCGAUACUGAGAUCAAUGUAAGCACCAUGGGGGAGCCUUCUGUGCAUCAAUCUUUUUUUCUUGCUGCUUUUACCGUCAGGACGUCAUCUUGAAGCUAGGAGUGCAGCAGGACCUCAUGAUGGUACGAGAGUUCCAAAGUGGACUGAGAGAGCUCCUGAACGAUCAAGACACCCUUCUAGGGAGCUUUCAGGAGCUCGCUGGCCUGUCUGCCCUGGAUGACGGCCUCGUUGGUUUCCUGCAUGGUGCAUUCAACGGACAGCUCACGCCAGUACAGCAGCUGGAGGCAAUCAAGGAUGACAAGAGGAUCAUGCUCAUUGAAGGACAGCAAUCGUGGCGAGAUGAUGUUCACGAUUUUUCGAAAGGUACAGCGUCGAAGGGUAAGCUGAGAGGAAGCGCAAGAAGGCUUUCCUUUUUUCAGGAGUUGACCUUGCAAUAAACAUCGCUUCGAGCCUAGGUGUGGACUCUGGAUUGCUGGAUGAUGUGAGCAAAGUCUCCUCUUUUGCAACGUGAGAGACGCUUCAACGUCAGCCUGUUCAAUUGCUGAUGCGGGAUUUUGCGUGUCGCGUCAUCAGGCAAGCUGCGAUGGCCUUUCUUCCAUCUAAUGUAGUGGGGAUGAUACAGCUCGGCUUCUCUGCUAUCGGGUCAAUUUUUGGCAUAAAGAAGAAGAAGAGAGGCCCUAGUGCAGCUGCUUUGAGACACCACCAAGUCAUGCAGGCACUCCAGCAAAUUCGGGAAGGACAGAAGAUCAUUUUGGAUGCAACAAUGGAGGGCCAGCAGGAAAUCAAAGAGCUCAUUGUCGAGGGCGUCUCAAAGCUCAUGGAGGGGCAGAAGCAACUGAUGACAAACCAAGAAACACUGUAUGCACGAGCAUUAAAGAAAUCCUCUCCUUUAAUCGUCAAUCCUUUUGUCGAUACAGAUACCAAACCACAAUGAAUUUGGCGAAGGACCUCAACGAAAAACACCUUGAGGUGAUCGAGCGCUUCGACGACCUUGACAUCAAGCUUUGGCAGGUGGCGGCAGUCGUGAAGGAGCUAAGAUUUGAUGAGAUCGGUCACUGUCGCAAUCUGGAGGUCGCCCUGCUGAAGGAGGAGGCCUUGCACGAUGGAUACUUCACAAAUUAUGCAGACCUCGUAUACUUCGUCAACGUAACACACACACACACACACACACACACAGAGAGAGAGAGAGACAGGGACGUGCGUUCACACAAAUGACAAUCAUUCAUGUAUCGGAUGCACAUGAUGUGCUAUGCUGCGCCAACAUAGAGAGAGAAAGUGAGCUACGACAAAUGCUAUGCACGUGUGAGGAUGCGACAAGACACGUGUAAUAGAUCUUACAUCAUACACAGGUGGUCAAUGUGCGUAUGUGUGUGUGUAUCACAGGAUUGACCUCCUUUCUCGGGCUCUCGGGAGAAAUCGGGAAUUCUUGGACACACUUCGGAACUGGUCGCUCAGAAGAGAGAGUGUGCAUAAGCAUAUUUCAUGAUGUGCUCGCGUGGGCAUUUUUGCAGAGGACACAACACUCGACUCAUUCUGGCAGGAUCGCUACAAUGAGCUUCUAGACUGGCUCAAAGCGAAUGUGCCAGAUAAAGCCGAAUGGAAGUCCCUGGCCCUUCCUGAGCACACCUUUGAUGCGCUCGACGCCAAGCUUCAGGACGACCCCAGCAACCUCCAGUUGGGGCCGCACUGGUGUGAGAAAUCGUGCUAUGUCACCGCAUCAUUCGAUCAGAGGCUGGACGUGCUUGUAUCCGCCAAGCUAGUGCUGGAGCUCUUGAGUCCUCUCCCCAAGCUUACCCAAGUCAUCAACGUCCAGUUUGGCGACUCGGUGCGCCCAGAAGAGGAGCUUGAGAGAAUGGAGGAGGAACCCAAAUCCCUCCUUCGUCUCGAAAAUGCCCUUCUUCUUUCUGAGAUCGCUAUUGCCCAGCAUAACCUCAUCAGCGGUGAUCUGCUUCUGCCUCUAUUCUAUGAAGAGCUGAAGGAUGAUGCCAGCGACAUCUCGGAGAAGUCGACAAUUGUGGGCUUCCUUGAAAGGAAUCCGUGGCUGCGGACGAAUUUCCUUCGCUACAUGGUCCGGGAGGAGCUCAACCUCACAAGUUGCAGCUUGACUGUAUAUCAUGUGGCUCUGGGAAGCGAUUACUUGUUGGAAAAAGUGGUUCCCUUCUCGUCGAACAACAGCUAUACGAAUGGAGAUGUCUCCCUUGGCGUCGGAGCGGCUGGCCUCGCCAUGCCUCCCACCGAGGAAAUCCAGGCAAACCGAGUGUUGCAUACCAUGCAGAUGGACCAGGUAAGUAAGGAUUGAGAUUUGGAUUUUUGAGCUUCGUAUUCCUUCGCACUUUACGUCGGUACCUCGUAUUAUCUUCCAGCUGCUUGUCCUGCGGUACAAUCUGCUUGAUAAGAUCGCCGACUACGAGAGCGAAAAGAACGAUCCUGUCGAAGCACACGCCAUAGUGGCGGACACGGCCUCCACAAUCGCCUACAGGCGCCAAGCCACUGAGGAGCUGGAUGGCGUCAUCGAUCUGCUCGUCGUAGAGCCAGGAGACGAAGAGUAUAUCACAUCUCCGCCAUGGCAGGGAAGCAGGCCUCCUGCGAUUACUGUCGAUCUCCCAAGUGAAGCCCCUGCUACCACCACUGAAGUCCCUACUGAGACACCUACCAAGGAAAACGACCUUUCUGAUUCACUGGCCGACGGGCACAUCACAAUCGACAGAGCCAACACGGACGACCAGGAGGAUCCGACAACUGUAUGUCACAUGCCAUCCGCCACGAAGGUGUCUUGCAUUGCAGCCGACUAUCCCAAGCGUAUCACCUUGGCAGAAGACAGCCCGAUCACUGAUGUUGAGGGCACCAGCCAUAACGAUGUCAUCAGGGGCAACGCGAAAGAUAACAAGCUGACAGGUUGA